Molecule: messenger RNA, 870 nt
Organism: Dendrobium catenatum
Lineage: Eukaryota; Viridiplantae; Streptophyta; Magnoliopsida; Asparagales; Orchidaceae
Exons: 1
Coding region: 1-870 (289 amino acids)
Source: RefSeq, a predicted model, not a curated record
AUGUUCUUAGGCAUUAGAAUCACCCCAGUCCCAUCUGGUCACUUCCUUGACCAGCAACAAUAUGCCCAAGCUAUCUUGCAAGCUAGUGGUUUCCUCAACUGUAAACCAUCUCCUACUCCUAUUUCUCUCAAACCGCAAACCCACAAAGCUUCAACUCAACCGUCACAUGACCCAACUCUCUACAGGCAGCUAGCAAGCUCUCUCCAAUAUUUAACCAUCACAAGACUGGACGUUGCAUUCGCUACCAACCAAAUCUGCCAGCAUAUGCACGACCCACAACCGGGCGACUUUCAAGCCUUGAAGAGACUCCUCAGUUACAUUCAAGGCACAAUUACAUACGGACUCCCUCCGUUGCAUACCAAUCUGGAUCUCACAACUUAUGUCGAUGUGGAUUGGGCCUCCGACAACACUGAUCAGAAAUCUACAACUGGCUUCUGCACUUUUCUUGGCUCAAAUCUGAUUUCAUGGACAUUAAAAAAGCAAAACACCGUCGCCAAGUCAUCUACCGAGGCUGAAUAUCGAGCGCUGGCAGCGGCAACAUCGGACAUUCUCUGGCUUAGGAGACUUCUUCGAGAAUUUGAUGCAUCCCAAACUCAACCCACAAAAAUAUUCUGCGACAAUACCUCAGCCAUAGCCUUAGCUAAAAAUCCCAUAUUCCAUGCUCGCACUAAACAUAUUGAGAUUGACUAUCAUUUUAUUAGUCACCACAUUAACAACAAGGAGAUCAAAGUACUACACAUCAACUCCAUUGCUCAACACGCUGAUCUCCUGACAAAGCCUCUACCUACCUCCAGGUUCCAAGAACUUCGCACCAAACUGACUAUCCUUGCCAGAGACAAUCAAUUUGAGGGGGCAGUUAGAAUACACUAA